GAAAGUCGGUUUGGUUUACUGUGCAAAACCGCCAUUGCCACCAACUGUACAACCUUACUCUCUCUCUCUCUCUCUCUCUCCAUCAUCUGUCCCUCACGAACACACAAUCGAUACAUAUAUAUCAUUCCAAAACCCUCUCUGAUUGUGGUCUUUCUCUCUCUUCUGCUUACCCAGAAUGGGAAGCUCAAAAACAAUUACAGACGAUUCGGUCACUGUAUCGGACGAUGCCGGCGCCACCACAGAGACCGACAUCGGCAUAGAUGACACCGUUGACUCUCCCCCUCCGGCCGAUUCCAGCUACUUCCAAGAAGGUGAAAAGGUCCUAGCUUACCAUAGCCAACGCCUUUACGAAGCCAAGGUGGAAAAAAUUGAAUUUCAGAUGGAGUGGAGGUAUUUCGUACAUUAUCAUGGGUGGAACAGAAAUUGGGAUGAAUGGGUAAGCAUUGAUCGUCUGAUGAAACACACUGAAGAAAAUGUGCAAAAACAGCAGGAGCUCAACAAAAGGCAAGACAUAGAGAAGAAUACAAAGCUUGGUCGUGCAUCACAGCCUAAACCAAAAACUUCUGCUGUUUCAAGAGGCAAGAAGCGAAAGAACGAUUCUGUUCUUAAGGAGAAAGGCAAGACACCAUUGGAAAAGCUCGUGAACAUCCAAAUUCCGCCAACCUUAAAGAAACAACUGGUUGAUGAUUGUGAAUUCAUAACUCAUUUGGGCAAGCUUGUCAAACUUCCCCGUACUCCAAAUGUUGUUGAAAUAUUGAAUAAGUAUCACGAUUACCGGAUGAAGAAGGAUGAAAUGAUAGCUGAUUCAGUAGGAGAAAUUUUGAACGGCCUGCGAUGUUACUUUGACAAAUCAUUGCCUGCAAUGCUCCUGUACAAAAGUGAGCGUCAGCAAUACCAGGAAAUUGAAGAUAAUGUCUCUCCUUCAAUAGUAUAUGGAGCUGAACAUUUAUUACGGCUCUUUGUGAAGUUGCCUGAGCUAUUGUACGAUGCAAACAUUGAAGAGGAGACCUUGAAGGAGUUGCAGCAGAAAUUACAUGACUUCCUCAAGUUCCUGCAGAAGAAUCAGAGUGCCUUCUUUCUCCCUACUUACCAGAUGCCGGAAGGUUUUUUACAAGCAAGUCGAGAACAAGAUGACAAAGCUGGAAUGCAUUCUGGAAACGCCGUGUAGAUACGUAUUACAAUGAAGCUGCAGGCAUGUUUUAGGUAAAAAUUUUGGGACCGUUUACAUUUAUCUCAUACAUACGCUUCCAAUUUGCAAGAAGUACUUCUAUUGCACGUUCUAUUUAACCGUUUUUAUCAUCUUGUAAAUAAAUAAUACUCGUACCAGUUGCAAAGAAAACAAGAGUUGAUGUCUAUCGCCUACUUAGCACACGCCUUGUUCUUGAUUUUUAUUAUGGCUCUUUACUUAGUGACUUACAAAAUUCUAGCAGUAACUGGGUGUCUGUUUAUCAAUUGAGUUUGCGAGGCACCCCCAUUUUCAACGCUAUACACCGCUGUAGU
Messenger RNA from Ilex paraguariensis (yerba mate), 1500 nucleotides. Lineage: Eukaryota; Viridiplantae; Streptophyta; Magnoliopsida; Aquifoliales; Aquifoliaceae. The record is from the annotation of a GenBank genome assembly.